This is a messenger RNA of Ustilago hordei, 1794 nucleotides long. RefSeq lists its product as uncharacterized. Gene Ontology annotation, molecular function: iron ion binding; monooxygenase activity; oxidoreductase activity, acting on paired donors, with incorporation or reduction of molecular oxygen. The transcript has a single exon. The record is from RefSeq and is a predicted model, not a curated record. Lineage: Eukaryota; Fungi; Basidiomycota; Ustilaginomycetes; Ustilaginales; Ustilaginaceae. Bases 1 to 1794 code for a protein of 597 amino acids.
AUGUCAACCAAGGUGUCUGACAAUGUCCUUCGCUGGGCACACUCGCACCCCAUCGCGGCCGGGAUCUUGGGGUUGCUCCUCGUAGCGACCCUCUACAUUGGACUCAAGGAUGCAACAAAAGGUCCAUCCGUUUGGGCACACUUCCCUGGCCCUGAAAGAAGCUCAUACUUGCUCGGCUACUCGCGCGAUUCCAAGAAGAAGUUCGGCGUCAAGAACCCCAAGGCACUCGACCGCGAACCUAUCAUCGGAGAUGCUGGCACAGACAUCACUGAUGAUCCCGGUGUCUCCAAUGCAAGAUUGUUUGAAGAACAUAACACGGACCAUCUCGUCUUGCCUCGUCCUUUGGGCGGCGAGCUUCUCGUCACUCGGGACGCAGCAACGAUGAACCACGUCCUCAACGACAGCUACAAUUAUACACGCAGUUCCGCCGGCACCAAAGCGACCAAGAUCAUCAUCGGUAACGGCAUAGUAGCUGUCUUCGGCGACGGGCACAAGAAGCAACGAAGAAUGCUCGCACCCGCUUUCAGCGUCGAUUCGCUUAAACAGCUCAUGCCAAUCUUUACGCAUGCCACAAACCAAAUGAUGGAUCGAUUCGAAAAGGAUACCUCGCUGGAGAAGAGGUGGGGACAUGGCGUCAAAGAUACUGUCAAGUGGUUUGGCCGUGUCACACUCGACAUUAUCGGCCGUGCAGGUUUCGACUAUGACUUUGGAGCUGUCGAACAGGGUCCCAACGGUGAAGCAGUCCGAUCGACCUUCCACGCAGCCAUGACAUCGACAAUGAAUGUCAAGCCACUCGAUGCCAUCGUGGGUGCAUUCAUGUUCUUUGUCGUUCCUUCUCUGCUCUACAUUCUCCCCCUCACGGAUAAUGUAAGAAAACUGCGCGAGAUGCGAAGCGAGCUCAUCAAGACCUCGCAGAAGAUCGUUGAAGCUAAAGCCAAGCAGAUUCGAAAGGAGCUCGAAGCGGGUGUUGAUGCCAAAGAGACUUUUGGAGGUAGGAAGGAUAUCUUGCAUCUUCUCAUGCGAGCCAACAUGUCACCAGAUAUUCGAGAGGAAGACCGAUUGUCAGACGAGGUGCUUGCUGGUCAGAUUAUCACGUUCAUCUUUGCAGGUCAUGAAACGACGGCAACCACGAUGAGCUGGUGCACUUACUUGCUCGCUCUCAACCCUGAGUAUCAGCGCAAACUUCGCGGCAAGAUGCAAUCCGCCCUUGGUGCGCUCGGCAAAGACGGUGAAGCAAUCGGCGACCUCACCUACGCCGAUCUCAACAGCGAAGAGAUGCGACCCCUGGACCAUUGUAUUCAAGAGACCCUACGUCUGCGACCACCGGUAGUCACCACAUUCCGUUACUGCAAAAAGGACGACCAACUUGCCGUCACAAGGCCAUUCAAUACAAAAGACGGUCGCACACUCAGCUCAAUCCCCGUCACAGCUGGAAGAGAAAUCGCUAUCUCUGUCACAGGCAACAAUUUGGACGAAAAGUACUUUGGCCCUGAAACUCAUCUCUUCCAACCCGAGAGAUGGAACAAUUUGCCAGAGUUGCACGCCAAGUCGAAGCUCCCUUCGCCUUACGGGUCGUUCGUGUUCAACGGUGGACCCAAGGUGUGCAUCGGUAGCAAGUUCGCUAUGACCGAGAUGAAGAUCAUCAUGAUCCGUACGUUGGCCAAGUAUCGAAUCGAGCCGGUGGAAGGGUUGAAGUACAAGAGCGUCGAGGCGGUUGUGCAGAGGCCGGCAGUGAUUGGAUUCGAGAAGGAGGGCAGUCAGUUGCCUUUGCGCUUCAUUAGCGAUCCGUUGUAG